GAUCUUUGGUUCCGAAACCCAUCUGCGUCGCCGCCGAAGCGCUUCCCGGACGCAGACGCUGCCACCGCUGCGAUCUCUGUGCCGCCGACGCACCGCACCGGUGCGCGGCCCGGCUUCUCCGCCGCUCCUACCUCAAGCCGCCGGCCGACGGGUGCGUCGUCGUCAACGUUGGUGGCGCCGCCGCCACGGUGACACCGUCCCACCGACCUCUUGGUCGCUGCCUCUGCCGCUGCCAUCCAUCUAAAAGAGUUCCCCAUUAACAAUUCUUGAGAGUGUCACAGAGCGACGCUCUAUUCUGCGUUGAAUUCUCUCGCGUUCAUAGGGAGUCCGAGGGGUCAUUGGCCUUUUCGUCGUCAGGCGCAGCAAAGAUUCCCUUCGCCGCCACUUGCAAAUGAACGCCGCUUCUGCUCCUUCCAAGCUCUAUUCUGAUGACGUCAGUCUCAUCGUCGUCCUCCUCGAUGCUAACCCCUUCUUCUGGGCGUCCUCAGCUGCCGCCGCUGGCGACUCCGCCUCCUCGCACCACCCCACCACCACCCUCCCCUUCUCCAAGCUUCUUAAUCAUGUCAUCCCAUUGCUCAAUUCCCUUCUCCUCCUCAACCAGCUCAACCAGGUCGUCCUUGUUGCCACCGGCGUCAACUCCUGUGGCUACAUCUACGACUCGGGAGACGGUGGAGGGGGAUCAGCAUGUGGGAGUGUGCCCGCCAUCUGUUCGGAGAUUCUUCGUAGGUUGGAGGAGUUUGUGGUCAAGGACCGGCUCCAGGGGAAGAGCCCCGACAAGGUGGUCGCCACUGGUGUAUCUUCCUUGCUCUCUGGAUCGCUCUCUCUUGCACUGUGCUAUAUACAGAGGGUUUUCAGAUCCAGAGCUCGACAUCCACAGCCUCGGAUUUUAUGCCUGCAGGGAUCUCCAGAUGGACCCGAACAAUAUGUUGCAGUAAUGAAUGCAAUAUUCUCAGCGCAGCGUUCCAUGAUACCCAUUGAUUCCUGUGUCAUGGGGGUUCAACACUCUGCUUUUCUUCAACAGGCUUCUUAUAUCACUGGUGGAGUUUAUCUGAAACCACAGCAGUUGGAUGGGUUAUUUCAAUACCUUUCGGCCGUUUUCGCAACUGAUUUGCAGUCACGCAACUUUUUGCAACUUCCUAAACCUGCAGGAGUUGAUUUUCGUGCUUCAUGUUUCUGCCACAAAAAGACAAUUGACAUGGGCUAUGUAUGUUCAGUUUGUUUAUCAAUAUUUUGCAAGCAUCACAAGAAGUGUUCCACCUGUGGGUCUGAUUUCAGUCAGGGGCCUACCGAUGCUAAUGCGGAUAGAAAGAGAAAAACUUCAGAGGUGCAGCCAUGAGCAGGAGGCAAAAUGCACAUUAAUUCUCUGUAUUAUUUAAGUUCAUUGUGAAGUUCAAUACAUGAGAGUUCCUAGGGCUAAUCUGCUUUGUUUCUGAACAAUUCUUUUUGCUGGAUUGAUGAACAAGCUUUUCAAACAAAGAUUUAUUUUCAUUGUGAACCUUGCAAGGUUUAGAAAUUGAUCACCGUUUGUGGUGGAUUAAAGAUAGGGAGAUGAA
Messenger RNA from Musa acuminata subsp. malaccensis (wild Malaysian banana), 1553 nucleotides. Its product is annotated as general transcription and DNA repair factor IIH subunit TFB4. NCBI's taxonomy places the organism in Eukaryota, Viridiplantae, Streptophyta, Magnoliopsida, Zingiberales, Musaceae. Gene Ontology annotation, cellular component: transcription factor TFIIH core complex; transcription factor TFIIH holo complex. Gene Ontology annotation, biological process: nucleotide-excision repair; regulation of DNA-templated transcription. The record is from RefSeq and is a predicted model, not a curated record.